Diceros bicornis minor is the source of this 1914-nucleotide messenger RNA. It is a transcript of the gene MXRA7, whose product is annotated as matrix remodeling associated 7. The record is from RefSeq and is a predicted model, not a curated record. The coding region runs from base 20 to 532 and encodes 170 amino acids. The transcript has 5 exons. NCBI's taxonomy places the organism in Eukaryota, Metazoa, Chordata, Mammalia, Perissodactyla, Rhinocerotidae.
CUCAGGCGGCCGCGGCGCGAUGGAGGCGCCGGCCGAGCUGCUGGCCGCGCUGCCCGCGCUGGCCACCGCGCUGGCCCUGCUGCUCGCGUGGCUGCUGGUGCGGCGCGGGGCGGCCGCAAGCCCGGACCCCGCCGGCGCGUCCCCGGAACCCGCGCCCCCGGAGCCCGCGCCCCCGACCCAGGCCAGCCGGCCCCCCGCGCCGCCCGGGCCCUGCGCCCUGGAGCAGACGGCCGCGCCCGAGGGGCCGGGGAAGCCCGAGGGGCCGGGGGAGCCCGAAGAGCCGGGAGAGCCCGCGGGGUCGGCAGAGGCGGAGGAGCAGGCAGCGGAGGCGAGGCAGGAAGAGGAGCAGGAGCAGGACGGUGAGGAGGGCCUACCUCAAGCAGGGCCUGAGGAAGAAGACGGAGGUGAGGCCUUCUCCUUUAAAUACAGCCCCGGGAAGCUGCGGGGAAACCAGUACAAGAAGAUGAUGACCAAAGAGGAGCUGGAGGAGGAACAGAGGAUUGAGCUGACCUCUGACCUCACUUCCCUGUAGCAAGUUCCUUAGGUCCUGAGCCACAAAUAUUCUUGCAAAUCCUUUUGAUCUGAAGAAUAAUGAAGUUAUCCUUAGCCUCCUCCCAAGGCUUUUCCUUUGGGCAUCUUAAAAGCUUGAGAGAUAAAAUGGAAACCCCCAGAGAGGAGCCGUGCAGGCUCUGGGGCACAUCUUGCCUACAUAAGUCUGCCGGGACAUAGACCCUCAAUCAGGACUUUGCCCUUGCCUGGGAGGCCCCCGGGAGUGGCCCUGGCCCCUCCAGUGUAGGGUGUUCCUCCCCGUUGUGUGGAUUGCUUUGUUAAGCUGAAGGGUUUUAAGAGUUUGAUUUCAUGUCCUGGACUUCGAUUUUUCUUAUCACUCAACCUUGCUCCCCACACACCCUUCACAUGUGAGGCAUCACCAACGUCAGCCACUUCAUCAUUUUAAGAUCAGUGUAGUUUCAUUCCAGCCCUCCUGCUUUUCCUUUCACUGAAACCAAACCAGGAGAGACUGUGAGGUGUGAUGGGCAGGUGAGGCAGAGCUGCAUGCGCUCACUGGCUGGGUCAGGGAUGGCCCACACCCUCCUUUCCCUCGAUGCUCACUCCCCUCUCUCUCUGGCUGGCUCGGGUGUUGGGGGAGAGACGCCAUGUUGAUGACUGGGCAGCAAAGGACCAGUGCCAGCUAUCGAUUACCAUCGUCCUUGUCUUUCACUUAGAGGAGGCUUGAAUCCAGCCCUCUUGUUGCUAAGAGGCCUUUCCACCAACCUUCUUACCAGCUCAGCCGAAUCUCACCUUGCUUUGGCAGAAGCAAUAAUAGUGUUUGCUUAAAAUAGAUUUCUUGACUACGCCUUUUCCUAGAAGGAUUCGUAGAUGAGUUAGAACCUCACCAGAUAAUCAGAUCAGUCUGGAUUCCUGUCUUGGAAUUUUAUAUUUGACAGUAUUUAUACUAUAUGAAACUAAUCUGCAGUUUUUAGAUAUUGUUGGUUAAAACAUUUCUUUAGGCAGUAAGUUUAUAGAAAAAUUUUUUCCAUUUAAUGGAAGGCUGGGAAAUGUUCAAGGUCAACCCCUAGGGCAGUUCAUUCCCAGUGACCUUCUCCCCUGGGCCUAAUACCUUAGGUUCAGGGACUUAGGGCAGAGCUGGCAGUGAAGAGACAGUCAUCCCGAGCCACGUGACGAAUAGAUGCAUUCUGUGAGCACAGGUGUCCCCGCACCGCGAUAGUAACUCCCUCGUCCAGGCUGGGAGCUGAUUGAUACAAUAGUAGGUGAUUCCUCCAGGCUGGUUAUCUAAGUUCGUCUGGAAACUUUCUGAACAUGGCUUGUAGGCUCCAAGCCUCACGUGCUCCUGGUGGCUGGGAUCUGUGUAUCAGCCUUUGUUCAGUCCAAUAAAAUUUGAGUAGAUGAUCUUGA